GUGUACAAGAAGACAACAAUGAAAAUUUAACUCAUCUUAGAAUUAAUAUUUCAUCUUCUAUCCUAUAAGGCCGGAAUGUGGCCUCAAACAAUUUGUUAUUAUCAAUGAAGUUGCAUCUUUCAAACCAAAAAAAAAAAAUUGAUACGGAGGAAUAAUAAAAAUGAGGUGAGUACAAUAUGUCCUUCAACCUCGCCGUUGAGGAUCUUUUCGUCUUUUUACUUUUUCACAAAAAGAAUAGCCACACUCUUUUUUCAACCACCCAAUGUCAACCAACCAAACUGGAAAGACAGUUUAACAAAAAAAUUAAAAUCUAAUUUUCCUUCCCCCUCCCAAAAAAAAACUCCGGCCAAAUUCGCCGGAAAAUGCAUUCCCGAUUCACAUCCCUCAUUUCCCGAUCAUUCAAAUCCAAUCACCACCAACAUCUCCUCCCUCAACUCUUCUCUUCCUCCGCCGCCACGUCAUCAUCAUCUCCACCUCAAUACCCACAAACCCUCGAAGGUCUCCGCCACCGUUUAGCGGCGGAGUCACCAACGCUCUCCGAUUUUACCAAACUCCAAUCGGAUAAAGAGUACUCGGUCGAGGUGGGUACGAAGAAGAAACCACUACCGAAACCGAAAUGGAUGAAGGAAGCGAUACCGGGUGGAGAGAAAUACACGCAGAUUAAGAAGAAGUUGAGGGAAUUGAAGCUCCAUACUGUUUGUGAAGAAGCCAAAUGUCCCAAUUUGGGCGAGUGUUGGUCUGGUGGUGAAACCGGGACUGCCACUGCUACUAUCAUGAUUUUAGGGGAUACUUGUACCAGAGGCUGCAGAUUCUGCAAUGUGAAGACAUCACGCACUCCCCCUCCUCCUGACCCAAAUGAACCUGCCAAUGUGGCUGAGGCCAUUGCCUCAUGGGGGUUAGAUUACAUUGUAAUUACCAGUGUCGACCGGGAUGAUUUAUCUGAUCAAGGGAGUGGUCAUUUCGCUGAGACAGUGCAAAAGUUGAAGGCGUUGAAGCCACAUAUGCUCAUAGAAGCACUUACUCCAGAUUUUCGAGGAGACUCUGGGUGUGUUGAGAAAGUUGCAAAAUCAGGAUUAGAUGUUUUUGCUCAUAACAUUGAAACCGUUGAAGAGCUUCAGAAUGUAGUACGAGAUCAUCGUGCUAACUUCAAGCAGUCCAUGGAUGUCCUGAAGAUGGCCAAGGAGUAUGCCCCUGCCGGUACAUUGACAAAGACUUCAAUAAUGUUGGGCUGUGGGGAAACUCCGGAACAAGUUGUUAAAACAAUGGAAAAAGUGCGUGCAGCAGGUGUUGACGUAAUGACAUUUGGUCAGUACAUGAGACCAUCAAAGCGUCACAUGCCUGUUUCUGAAUACAUUACUCCAGAAGCCUUUGAUAAUUAUCAAGUUCUUGGCAUGCAAAUGGGAUUUCGAUAUGUGGCUUCUGGCCCCAUGGUUAGGUCAUCAUACAAGGCAGGGGAAUACUAUAUUAAAUCCAUGAUAGAAUCUGAUCGUGCAGCAUCUUCUUCGUAACUUCUUGCUUGAGAUGAUACAAUACUUUGCAUUUUGCACCACAAACUUGAUGUUCACACAACAUUUUUUGAGAUUGAAAAGUGUAGGGAGCCAUCUGACUUGCUUCCUUUGCCACGUUUCUUCAAAGAAAGUGGAGAGCUAAUACAAAGAAAAAAAAAGAUGUUGGUAUUCAGAGUCCGAUGGGCUUUUAACAUUUGCCUGCUGUAAGCUGCUGUUAUAUCAAAUAACCUCUUGCAGUUGUACAUUAACUUAAUGUAAUUAUUCUUUCAAUACUGAUUUUACUUUGCCAAACAAUAAGCAUUAGAUUUUGCCUGA
Capsicum annuum is the source of this 1823-nucleotide messenger RNA. RefSeq names its product lipoyl synthase, mitochondrial. The coding region runs from base 363 to 1508 and encodes 381 amino acids. Gene Ontology annotation, biological process: lipoate biosynthetic process. Gene Ontology annotation, molecular function: lipoate synthase activity; 4 iron, 4 sulfur cluster binding. The transcript is spliced from 4 exons. The record is from RefSeq and is a predicted model, not a curated record. NCBI's taxonomy places the organism in Eukaryota, Viridiplantae, Streptophyta, Magnoliopsida, Solanales, Solanaceae. Gene Ontology annotation, cellular component: mitochondrion.